AUGUUGAAGAUACUAAGAAAUGGCCCCGUUUCGCGAUCGAAGCCGCUGAAACAAGUGCGUUUUGCGGGCGAUGGAAGCAGCCCUAAUCAAGCACGUGUUGUGGUAGCGGGUGCCGGCCUUCUGGGGAACUCCGUCGCGUAUCAUCUGGCGGACAAUGGUUGGAGUAAUGUGGUGGUGCUUGAUCAGAGCAAGGUCGGCAGUGGAACUUCCCAUUUCGGGUCGGGCACGAUCGGUCUGUUCAAGCCGACCCCCGAGCGCAACAUAGUGGUGGAAAGUCUCAAGUUAUACCACAAGCUACACCAGCAGGGUCACGAAAUUGGCCUGCGAAGAUGUGGCAGUCUUAAUUUAGCGCAAACCCACGACCGCAUGAUAGCGCUGCAACGGCGGGCCGCGUACAUUCUACCGACCGGUAUGCAGUGCGAGCUGGUCGACUCGGAGACGGUGAAGAAGCUGCAUCCAUUUCUGCACACCGAAGAUCUCCAGGGAGCCGUCUAUGUUCCGGACGAUUGCAUCGCGGAUUCGGCCGCUGUCGUACAGGUGUUGGCCGACGAAGCGAAGCGAAUGGGUGUAAAAUAUUUCGAAGGCUGUGAGGUGAAAUAUAUAAAAACAAAAAAUGGGCGAGUUGAUGCAGUGGACACGGACGUCGGAACCAUCAGCUGCGAGUACUUCGUGAAUUGCAGUGGCAUGUGGGCCCGGGAGCUCGGCCUCAAAUGCAAACCACCCGUACGCAUCCCGGCCUAUCCCGCACAGCAUUACUACGCCCUAACUCCCAACAUCAACCUGCCAACGGACGACGACAACCUUCUGCCGUGCGUUCGCGAUUACGAUUCCAAUCUAUACGUGCGACAGCUUGACCAAUCGCUGCUGAUCGGAUGGUUCGAGAAGGAGGCCAAACCGGCGUUCGAGGAAACGAAGGACAUCCCGAAAGAAUGGCAAAGUCAUCUGCACCAGGACGCCCGGCAUUGCGCGCCUCUGUGGGAGAAAGCGGUCGAUCGAUUGCCGGUGCUGCGUGACAUGAGUAUGUCAACGGUUCGUAAUAGCCCCGACAACUUUACCCCGGACGGACGGUUGAUUUUCGGUGAGUCGGCCGAGGUGAAAAACUAUUUUGUAGCGUGUGGGAUGAACGGGAACCCUCUGCAAGGAUCGGGUGGCGUCGGGAAGGCACUCGCGGAAUGGAUCAUCAGCGGGAAGCCCACGAUCGAUAUGCUGCCGUUCAAUGUGCAACGAUUUUUGGAUUUACACAACAACCGGCAGUAUCUGCAGCAGCGUAUCCGCGAAGUCGUUGGCCGGCAGUACGCCAUACUCUAUCCGAACCAGAGCGAGUACAAAUUCUCCCGCAAAUUGCGCUGUUCCCCGCUGUACAGUGUACUGGAAGCCCGGGGGGCAGUUUUUGGCACCAAGAUGGGAUACGAAAGGGCUCUGUACUUCGAUGCAGACUAUCGAAGAGGAGAUCCACUGCCUUCCCUACCGGAGGGGAGUUUCUACAAGCCAAAAUUCUUCCACAACAUGGAAAAAGAAUAUCAAGCAUGUGCCCAGCACGUCGGCAUCAUCGAUAUAUCGUCGUUCUCAAAGAUUGAAAUCAAACCGGGCGUCCAGUCGGAGAUGCCUUCGGGUGGGAAUGCCGUGCUGAACUAUCUGCAAAAAAUGUGUGCCAACGAUGUGAACAUUACCGUUGGCCAUAUCGUGCAUACCGGAAUGCUAAACGAUCGUGGUGGAUAUGAGAACGAUUGCAUGCUGAUAAGACAAUCGGAGGAUAGUUACUUCAUGAUCUCGCCGUCCUCGCAACAGACGCGUAUUUACGAAUGGAUGUCCCGGAACCUUCCCACCGAUGGCUCGGUUAUGCUGAACGAUGUUACCUCCAUGUAUACCGUGAUAAAUGUCGUUGGACCGAAGUCCACGCCCCUGAUGAGCGAACUGUCCAACUCGGACGUACGGUUGGCUCCAUUCACCUACAAGAAGCUCAACAUUGGCUACGCGAGCGAUGUAAUGAUCAUGUCCUUUACGCACACCGGAAUGCCCGGAUACUGUCUGUACGUUCCGUCCGAGUACGCGCUACACGUGUACGAUCGCCUGAUGACCGUCGGAAGAGACUACGGGGCCCGCGACGUGGGAACACUGACGCAACGAUUUCUGCGCAUCGAUAAGUUCAUUCCGUUCUGGGGUGAUGAAUUGACCAGCAUGACGACACCAUUCGAGGCGGGCGUGUUUUACUCGGUACGAUUGGAUAUUUCCCAAUUGAAGAAAAAAGAAAAUUUCAUCGGUCGACAAGCGUUGGAGCGGCAGAAAAGGGAUGGCCUGAAGAAGCGAUUGGUGCUAUUCCACGUGGAAGACAUCGACAUCGAGAAGGACGUUUGGCCUUGGGGAGGUGAACCGUUGUAUCGAAAUAGUGAGUUUUGUGGUACCGUCACUUCAGCUGGCUACGGGUUUGCGUCGGAAAAACUUGUCUGCCUGGGAUACAUUAGCCGGCCGGAAAGUAAUGCUCUACAGACCAUAACUACUGAGUUCAUUAUGGAUAAAGACGCGGUCUAUCAUAUAGACAUAGCUGGCAAACGGUUCCGUUUGGCACAACAUAUCCAUCCUAAAGCAGCCUUGGCCAGUGCCAUCGAGCGUGAGCAUCGUAGUAAAUCCUACCGACCGACCGUUGUUAAGGUGAAGAAACAGUACCUAAAAAAUAGUCGAAAUUAA
Anopheles coustani is the source of this 2685-nucleotide messenger RNA. RefSeq names its product pyruvate dehydrogenase phosphatase regulatory subunit, mitochondrial-like. The record is from RefSeq and is a predicted model, not a curated record. Gene Ontology annotation, molecular function: oxidoreductase activity; protein binding. The coding region runs from base 1 to 2685 and encodes 894 amino acids. NCBI's taxonomy places the organism in Eukaryota, Metazoa, Arthropoda, Insecta, Diptera, Culicidae. Gene Ontology annotation, cellular component: mitochondrion; mitochondrial matrix; cytoplasm. The transcript has 5 exons.